Pseudocercospora fijiensis CIRAD86 is the source of this 2284-nucleotide messenger RNA. RefSeq lists its product as uncharacterized. The transcript has a single exon. The record is from RefSeq and is a predicted model, not a curated record. NCBI's taxonomy places the organism in Eukaryota, Fungi, Ascomycota, Dothideomycetes, Mycosphaerellales, Mycosphaerellaceae. Bases 504 to 2162 code for a protein of 552 amino acids. Gene Ontology annotation, molecular function: monooxygenase activity; iron ion binding; oxidoreductase activity, acting on paired donors, with incorporation or reduction of molecular oxygen.
CAUGAAUGCAUCCAGCGCGCAGCUAUUUUUGCAUUCACUCAUGUUGUGGCAAUCUUGGGUUGGACACGCUGCAGCAAACGGCCUCGACGGCCAAGGCAACAAUUAUUGACGUCAGAAGCGAAACUUUGCCUUUCUACCACACCACACCGCAGAAGAUCCAGUGGCAGUGGCAGUGCCAGGCCAGUGCCUGAACUCCAGCAACCUAUCUGAUCUCGUCGAGUUCAGUUCGACACGUUCGUAGCUACAGCGUCGAAACAUUCACCUAGCUUGGCCUUCACAUUCCCAUAAGUACAGAACUAGGCGGCCAGCCAAGACCACAUGUGCCGCCCACACGACAAUGCUGGACCCCGGAAGCGAAUCCUCCGGCUCGUCAUGCUUGUCUGCUGUGUCAAGUCGUCUGCGAUUAUCUUCUCUCGUAGGUCUAUCUGAGUACCUAUACUUCGUGCAGUUCUCGCGCACACGUUUUACCAGAGAACCCACAAGUGCCGCGUGCCUUAUUCGACAUGCAGCUCCAACCCCUGACAGGAACACAUCUGAUCUGGGCCGUUGGACUUGUCUUGGCUGCGUACAUCCUGCGAUUCCUCCAGCGACUACACUUUCAUAGAACUCUCGUCAAUGGACUUCCGGGACCUCCUCACAGCUAUGCCUUCGGAUCGCUUAUUUCUAUGGGCAAGGUGGCAGCCAAACAACCUCCCAAUGCCGCUCCACAAGCAUUGAUGCAAUGUCUGAAAGACGCUUACGAUCUUCCGGAUGCCUUUUACUUUGAUUCUUGGCCUCUGGGCCCUCCGAUAAUGGUGAUCACAAACCCGGAUAUGGCAAACCAAAUCACGAUCAAAUACAAUCCACCAAAGCACCCACUGGUCGCAGAGUUCAUGGUCAACUUUGGGGGAAAAUAUGACUUGGUCUCUGAAGAGGGCGCCGUCUGGAAGAAGUGGAGAUCUGCUUUCAAUCCAGGGUUUGCGCCAGGCCAUCUCAUUACACAGGUUUCGACCAUCGUGGAUGAAUGUCAGGUCUUUUGUGAUAUUAUGGAGAAGCGCGCGAGGAACAACGAGCUAUUUCGCAUGGAGCCUGCGGCAACGAAGCUUACUGUAAACAUAAUUGGUAAGAUAGUGCUGGAUCUCGAUCUCAACGCGCAGCAUGGCAAAAACGUGCUUGUGGACUCUUUCAUGUCUCAAAUUCGAUGGCAAAAGAUCGGACUACAAUACCAGCCAAGCGAACUCUGGGACAUCCGCCGACCCAUAAUUCAGCGCUACAACAAUUGGAGAAUGCACCGAUGGCUGUCUGCGCGCCUCGAUGAGCGCUUUGCUGGGCUUGAAGCACGAGGGAAAUCGAAGCAUGUUAUCGAUCUCGCUUUGGAGGCCUACCUGAAAGAGAUUAAAGGCCAAAAGGGCAGCGUUGAUGCUAGUAAGAUCAAGGGACUUGAUCCCGAUUUCAAGGAAGCGGCCAUUAGCAAUAUGAAGACAUUCACCUUUGCUGGACAUGACACCACAUCCUCGGCGAUCUGCUAUUCUUUCUACUACCUCAGCAAGUACCCGGAAACUCUCGCCAAGAUCCGAAAAGAGCACGAAGAGAUUUUUGGACCGGACCCAGACGUGGUAGCACAGAAGCUCAAAAGCGAUCCGCACUUGCUCAGCAAAAUGGAAUACACCCUUGCCGUAACAAAAGAGGUUCUUCGAAUGCAGCCACCAGCAUCGACUAUCCGCUUAGGUCAAGCAAACCUGACACUGCACAACCCUGACACUGGCGAAAACAUGCCCACAAACCACUUCAUGCUUUGGCCAGUGAAUGUUGGCAUGCAUCGGAACCCUCGGAACUGGCCAAACCCAGAUAUAUUUGAUCCAGAAAGAUUCAUACCUGGCUCAGCAGUCUACGCCGAGAACAACAAAGAUGCUUGGGUACCGUUCAGUAAAGGCGUGAGGAAUUGUAUUGGGCAAGAGUUGGCAAUUAUGGAGGCAAAGGUCAUUCUUGCGAUGAUCGUGAGGAAGUUUGAUUUCAUUAGUGCGUAUAAUGAGCUAGAGAAACUGGUAGGUGAUGGAAGCUCAUAUCCUAAUUAUCUGUCUGGGGUGAGGGAGCAAUUUGGGGAGAGGGCGUAUCAAGUACAGCUUGGGACUGCGAAGCCGGCUGAGGGCAUGCCUUGUCGGAUGAAGCUGGCGAAGCGAUGAAGCUGCCUCUUUCGAAGCAAACAAGCCUGGCUGGGCUCUGAUCAGGAGAAACGUGCAUACACUUUGCAUUAUUUGCCAAGAUUCCAUACACAGCUGAUAGGUCUUCAAGAACCCUGACAUCC